UCAGGAAAACCUACCACAAUAUGUGAGACUAUGGGGAAAGCUGAAAUGUGGUUGAUUCGAACUUCCUGGGAUUUUGAAUUUCCUUACCCUUAUUUACCUCACUUUGAAUUUGUUGGAGGACUACACUGCAAGCCUGCAAAGCCCCUCCCGAAGGAGGUAGAAGAGUUUGUCCAGAGCUCUGGAAAAGAUGGAGCUGUGGUAUUUACUCUGGGGUCAAUGAUCCAAAAUCUCACAGAAGAAAAGUCUAACAUGAUUGCAUCAGCCCUCGCCCAGAUUCCACAGAAGGUUCUGUGGAGAUACACAGGAAAGAAACCAGAUACGUUAGGGCCCAAUACACGACUAUAUGACUGGAUUCCACAGAAUGAUCUUCUAGGUCAUCACCAAACCAGAGCAUUUAUCACCCACUGUGGAACCAAUGGAAUGUAUGAAGCUAUUUACCAUGGGAUCCCUGUGGUGGGAAUUCCAAUAUUUGGUGAUCAGUUUGGCAAUAUUGCUCGUAUGAAGGCCAAAGGGGUAGCUGUUGAAGUAGACUUGCAUACAAUGACCCGUUCCGAUCUGCUUAACGCUUUGAAGGAAGUUAUUAACAACCCUUCCUAUAAAGAGAAUGCUAUGAGGUUAUCAAGAAUUCACCAUGAUCAGCCCAUGAAGCCCCUGGAUCGAGCAGUCUUCUGGAUCGAGUUUGUCAUGCGCCACAAAGGAGCCAAACACCUGCGGCCAGCCUCCUACAAUCUCACCUGGUACCAGUACCGUUCUUUGGAUGUGAUUGGGUUCCUGCUAGCCUGUGUGGCAACUUUUAUGUUUCUGGUCACAAAAUGUUGCCUGUUCUGUUGCUGGAAGUUUGGGAAGACAGGAAAGAAGAAAAAGAGAGAGUAGUUUUCUUUGAGUUUGGCUGGAAAUAGUGUUAGGGCACAUCAAGUUAAUCGAGCCACUGAGUUGAACAGAUUCCUCUCCUACUCUUCCAAGCUCUUGUCCAUUCCUCAGCUUAUCAAGUCAGAGAUUAAAGACUCUUCCAAGGAGUUGGUCUCAUGAUUUAGAAUUAAGGUUUAGGUAAUCUAGUCUUUAAAAAGAGAAGAUAAACAUAUAAACGCAUGGAAGUUGCUACUAUUGAAAUCUUAGUGCUUUACUUUAUUCACUUGUUUCAGUUCAACAUAUUGAAAUGCUGUUUGAGGCCUUAGGAACAUAAUGAUUAAUUCUGUAUUCAGUAUCAAUCAUAUGGAACAUUUUCUAAAUACUUAACAUCAUUUUGGUUCCUGUAUGUUAUAAUUACUGCACAUUCUCUAAGGCAACUAUUCAAGAAGCAGGAUAGAGGAAGCUGUAACAAGAGCCUCCCUUCCAAUUAGAAAUAUCAGGAGACUGUUAGGGUUUCUACGCUGUUAUGAAGCACGUUUAUACCAUCAGUUUCCUUUUAUAUGAGACAUCUGACUUUGUCCUCCUUGGAAUAUAAAACACUAUUUUUUGUCUUUGAUGUGCCUGUUGCCUUGAUUUGGGAAUUAAUAAUAAUAGUACCUGAUUUGUAUUGUAACAAUUUGUGGCUUCAGAGAACUAGUUGAUUUUGACAAGUUAGCAGGAUUGAUGGUAUGGUAGAGUGAAAAUCAAUAAUUGGAAUUUAAUAUUUAACUUUUUAAGUAAUUUCAAAUUAAAAAAAAAUUCCUUUCUACACUAAUUUUACCUAUCUGUAUUUGGAAAGAAGAAGCAAAAGUACUUAGCUACACUUCAGAUACUUCAGGGGGAAAAUGCAUUUCUCAGAAAUGCUAUUUGCUAUGGGAGUGAUUUCUCCAUCUAAUCAGAAACUCAAUGAAUUUGCCCAUUUCUUCUUCUUCCUUUCCUCCCUCACUUCACCUGGUCCUCUCAUAAACUGUAACAUGACGACUAUACCAGGCACAAGUACUUAGGAUUCUUGAUACCUAGCGUGGGCCAGAAAUCUUCAGUGAAUGUGAAGAUGUAAUUUGAAUUUUAAUAGAAGUAAGGCUUACUCUUUCUUUCUUUUCUAAAUACAUUCUCUUAGAAUGUAUUUGCCAAUUCUUUGUCCUCAGGCUCAUGGAAUUAUUCAGUCUGUGAUAACUUUGUCUAUUAAGCAAGUUUAGCAAAUGAUUUACCACAGAGUUUGAUAUUUAUAACCCAAGCUUGAGAGACCUAAAAUUAUGGCUCUCUCUUAGAACAAUACAAAUCAUUGGGGGGAUAUCUAUUUUUUACAGGAAUCGUGACACAAAUAAGACGAAGGUAAACAAUACUUAGAUGGGAAAUUAGCUUUAAAAAUAUAGGAGAAAAAAGAUAUUUUCUCUAUUUUAUGAGGAUUUGAAAUAAUUAAAUAGUUAUAAUGAUUUAAUGCGUUGAGUGUAAAGAUGCAAACAUAAAUGCUGUUUGCUUUAAGAUAUAAUUAAUGUAAUCAGAGCAAUAAUUUACAAUGGUGUUGAAUUAUUUAUUUUGGCAAUUGGAUUAUGAUCUUUCCUAUCAUAGUCUUUAAAAUCAGUGUAAUCUUUGGUCAUUUUAUGUCGAAGUCAAGAUAUCACUUCACUUCUUCAUUAUUAUACAGCAUAACGAGUUAAAGUAAACUCAAGAUUGGAUAUUUUGUUAGCUAUUUCUGCAUUUAUUCAAAAUAAUUACUCGGACAAAUAGAUGAAUAUAUUCUAUCUUGUAGAGACAAAUGCUUUUCUUAGGAACAUAUAUUUAUGUAUUUAAAUCACUUAUAGAUCAUUAUAUCAAGUAUAGUAACAUUCAGGUAUUAAUUUUGGGUUUGCAGAGGCUAAACCUUUGUAAUUUACUGUAUUUUUUCCUGUUUAAGUUGUAAUAAGAACACAUUUUUCAGGAGUUUAAUGACUUCUGGCUUUCUUAAUCACUUAAAAUAACAGUUUAAAAUACUUUAUUUUUAAACUAUUUACAAUUCAUAUGUGACCAUGUUAUGAAACUCUGCUUAAUUUUCUUCUGGAUCAUAACUUAAUUGAAAAUAUAAUAAGUAGAAGCAAAUAUCUUGUGCCUACUCUCAUGAAUAUAUAUGUGGCAAAAAGUUAUGUUCUAUAUCUUAUAAAUAAAAAGUGGUUCAUA
Messenger RNA from Equus caballus (horse), 3042 nucleotides. Lineage: Eukaryota; Metazoa; Chordata; Mammalia; Perissodactyla; Equidae. The record is from RefSeq and is a predicted model, not a curated record.